AUGGGAAAUGAGGGCCAGGCUCAGGGCAAGGCCAACGGCACUGGAGGCUCCAGGGUCCCGCACCUCCAAACAGCUCCAGAUGUCUCCCACAACCUGCUCCGGGCGCUGGAUGUUGGGCUCCUGGCGAAUCUCUCAGCGCUGACAGAGUUGGACAUAAGCAACAACAAGAUUUCUACACUAGAAGAAGGAACAUUUGCUAAUUUAUUUAAUUUAAGUGAAAUAAACCUGAGUGGGAACCCGUUGGAGUGUGACUGUGGCCUAGCUUGGCUGCCGCGCUGGGUAGAGGAGCAGCGGGUUCAUGUGGUGCAGCCAGAGGCGGCCACUUGUGCGGGGCCUGGCCCCCUGGCUGGCCUGCCCCUCCUUCGAGUCCCCUUGUCUGACAGUGGCUGUGGUGAGAAGUACGUUGCCUGCCUCCCCAACAACAGCUCGGGUGCCACGGUGCUGGUGGCCUUCUCAGUUGCUCAUGAGGGUCCACUGGUGCCCGAGGCCUGCAGUGCCUUCUGCUUCUCCACCGGCCAGGACUUCGCGGCCCUCUCAGAGCAGGGCCACUGCCUGUGCGGGACUGCCCAUCCCCCCAAUACCUCCUCCAUCUGCCUGUCCUUCUGCUCUCGCUCCCCACAGCCCCUUGCCCCUGCCUGCGGGGGCCCCACCAUCCUCCAGAAUGUCUUCCCUGCCUCCCCAGGGGCUGCCCUGGUGGGGCCCCAAGGACCCCUGGCCUCUGGCCAGCCAGCAGCCUUCCAUGUCACUGCCUUGCUGCCUGUCAGCUCUACACACUGGGACUUUGGUGACAGCUCCCCUGAGGUGGACAUUGCUGGUCCUGCCAGCGUUCACCACUAUGUGCUGCCUGGGCGCUAUCACGUGACAGCAGUGCUGGCCCUGGGGGCUGGCUCAGCCCAACUGAGGACAGAGGUGCAGGUGGAGGCGGCUCCCGCUGCCCUAGAGCUCAUGUGUCCGGCCUCGGUGCACAGUGAUGAGACCCUUGAGCUCAGCAUCCGAAAUCGUGGUGGCUCAGGCCUUGAAGCUACCUACAGCAUCAUGGCCCUGGGCGAGGAGCCAGCCCAAGUGGUGCAUCCGCUAUGUCCGUCUGACACCGAGAUCUUCCCUGGUAACGGACACUGCUAUCGCCUCGUAGCAGAGAAGGCAGCCUGGCUGCAGGCGCAGGAGCAGUGCUGGGCCUGGGCUGGGGCCGCCCUGGCCAUGGUGGACAGUCCCGCCAUCCAGCACUUCCUGGUUUCCCGCGUCACCAGGGGCCUGGACGUGUGGAUCGGCUUCUCGGCUGUGGAGGGCGCUGAGGCAGGCCCGCUGUCUCGGGGUGAGGCCUUCAGCCUAGAGAGCUGCCAGAACUGGCUACCUGGGGAGCCACAUCCCGCUACUGCAGAGCGCUGUGUGCGGCUUGGGCCUGCCGGGCAGUGCAACACGGACCUGUGCUCGGCACCACACAGCUACGUCUGUGAGCUGCGGCCUGGAGGCCCCGUGUGGGAUGCGGAGAACUUCCUCCUGGGGGCGCCCAGCGGAGACCUGCAAGGACCACUGAGCCCCCUGGCACAGCAAGAGGCCCUCUCUGCCCCCCGGGAGCCCGUCGAGGUGAUGGUGUUCCCUGGCCUGGGCCUGAGCCAUGAAGCCUUCCUCACCGCUGCCGAGUUUGGAACCCAAGAGCUCGGCCGGCCUGCCCAGAUGAGGCUACAGGUGUACCGGCCCAUGGGAGGAGCAGGGGUCCCAGCGAACAGCAGCGAGCCUGAGAGUCGGUCCCUGGAGAACAGGACUGAGCUGGCUCCUGACUGUACACCAGAAGGAGUCUGGUGCCCCAGAUCCAACAUCUGCCUGCCACUGGACACCCCCUGCUACCCUCAGGCCAACGGGUCCACGGCAGGGCCGGGGCUCCCAGGGGCCUCCUACACACUGUGGAGGGAGUUCCUCUUCUCUGUUCCUGCGGGGCCCCCUGCCCAAUACUCGGUCGCCCUCCGUGGCCAGGAUGGCCCCCUGCUCCCUGGUGACCUCAUAGGCUUCCAGCAUGAUGCCGGCCCGGGUGCCCUCCUGCGCUGUACCUCAGCACUCAGCCAUUCUGGCCCCGAGGCCCCAUACUUCUCUACUAAUGCCUCGGCCUGGCUGGGCUGCCUGCCUACCCAGCUAGAGGCCAGCCGGGCUGGCCAGGCCUGUGCCCUGCGGCUGCUCACUGCCACGGAACGGCUCACCCCCCUGCUGGGCCUCAGGCCCAAUCCAGGGCUGAGGCAGCCGGGACGCUAUGAGGUCCGGGCCUCAGUGGGCAACAACGUGUCUAGGUGGAACCUAUCCUGCAGCUUCGAUGUGCUCUCCUCGGUGGCCGGGCUUCGGGUGGUCCACCCCACCCCCCAUGAUGGCCUCCUCUACGUGUCCACCAAUGGCUCGGCGUUGGUGCUCCAGGUAGACUCUGGUGCCAAUGCCACAGCCACGGUGCGCUGGCCUGGGGGCAACAUCAGUGCGCCCUUCGAGGCCACCUGCCCAGAUUCAGUGGCUGACCUGGUGCCAAGCUGUGCCCAUGAGGCCAACAACACCCUGUUCUCAGUGUUGGCACUGCCGAGACUCCAUGAGGGCGAGUAUGCAGUGGAGGUUGUGGUGGAGAACAGCGCCAGCCGGGCCAACCUCAGCCUGUGGGUGAAGGUGGAGGAGCCCAUCUGCGGCCUCCGAGCCAUGCCCAGCCCCGAGGCCCGUGUGCUGCAGGGCGUCCUGGUGAGGUACAGCCCCGUGGUGGAGGCCGGCUCAGACGUGGUCUUCCGCUGGACCAUCGAUGACAAGCAGUCGUUGACUUUUCACAAUGUGGUCUUCAACGUCAUCUACCAGAGCGCCGCGGUUUUCAAGCUCUCGCUGACAGCCACCAACCAUGUGAGCAAUGUCACUGUAAACUACAACGUCACCGUGGAGCGGAUGCAUAAGAUGCGGGGCCUGCGGGUGUCUGCAGUGCCACCGGUGCUGCCCCCCAAUGCCACGCUGGAGCUGGCGGCUGAUGUGCUAGUGGACUCGGCCGUGGAGGUGGCCUUUCUGUGGACCUUCGGGGAUGGGGAGCAGGUGAUCGGCCAGUUCAAGCCUCCAUACGACGAGUCCUUCCAGGUCCCAGACCCCAUGGUGGCCCAGGUGCUAGUGGAGCACAACACCACUCACACCUACACCAUCCCAGGUGAGUACAACUUGACCCUGCUCGUGUCUACCGCCUUCGAGAACUUGACGCAGCUGGUGCCUGUGAGUGUGCGUGCCAUUCUGCCUGCCGUGGCUGUGGCUGUGGGCAGCCCUGUCCUGGUGGCUGGCCGGCCAGUCACCUUCUCCCCACACCCACUGCCUUCGCCUGGGAGCAUCCUGUACACGUGGGACUUUGGGGAUGGCUCCCCAGCCAUGGUACAUCACCAGCCAAUGGUCAACCACAUAUACACCUCGAGGGGUACAUACCACAUCUGCCUAGAGGUCAACAACACAGUGAGCAGCACGGGGGCAUGCACUGAUGUCCGCGUCUUUGAAGAGCUCCGUGGCCUGCGUGUGAGCCUGAGCUCGGCUGUGGAGCAGGGCACGCCGGUGGUGGUCAGCGCCGCCCUGGAGUCGGGCGACAAUGUCACAUGGACUUUUGACAUGGGGGAUGGCACGGUGCUCACGGGCCCGGAGGCCGCAGUGGAGCAUGUGUACUUGCAGGCUCGGAACUACACGGUGACCGUGGGCGUGUCUAGCCCCGCUGGCCACCUAGCCCAGAGCCUGCCCAUGCAGGUCUUUGUCCUGGAGGUGUUGUGGAUCGACCCUGUGGCCUGCAUACCGGUGCAACCGCAGGCCCGGCUCACGGCCCACGUCACGGGGAACCCUGCCCACUACGUCUUCGACUGGACCUUUGGGGAUGGCUCCUCCAACACGACCAUCUGGGGGGACCCGACUGUGACUCACAACUUCACACAGAGUGGCACGUUUCCCCUGGUGCUCAUCCUGUCAAGCCGUGUGAACAAGGCGCAUUACUUCACCAGCGUGUGCGUGGAGCCCGAGGUGGGCAACGUCACUCUGCUGCCUGAGAGGCAGUUUGUGCGGCUUGGAGACAAGGCCCAGCUGGUGGCCCACGCCUGGCCCCCGUUCCACUACCGCUACACCUGGGACUUUGGCACCGAGGAUGCCCCCUGCGUCGGGGCCCCCGAGGCCACGUUCACCUAUUGGGAUGCAGGCUCCUACCUGGUGACGGUCACUGUGUCCAACAACAUCUCGGCUGCCAACGACUCAGCGCUCGUGGAGGUGCAGGAGCCCGUGGAGCUCACGGGCAUCAGGGUCAAUGGGUCCCGUGUGCUGGAGCUGCAGCAGCCUUACCUGUUCUCCACUGUGGGCCACGGGCGCCCUGUCACCUACCUGUGGGAGCUUGGGGACGGCGCACGGCUGGAGGGCCCUUCGGUCACUCACAUCUACACCAGCACAGGCCACUUCACCAUCAGGGUGGCCGGCUGGAACGAGGUGAGCCGCGGGGAGGCCCAGCUGAACGUCUCAGUACAGCGGCGUGUGCAGGGGCUCAGUAUCAAUGCCAGCCGCACGGUGGUGCCCCUGAACGGUAGCGUGAGCUUCAGCACCUCGCUGGAGGCGGGCAGUGACGUGCGCUACUCUUGGGUGCUCUGUGACCGUUGCACACCCAUUCCUGGGGGCCCCACUAUCUCCUACACCUUUCGCUCUGUGGGCACCUUCAACAUCAUCGUCACAGCUGAGAAUGAGGUGGGCGCUGCCCAGGAUAGCAUCUUUGUCUACGUCCUGCAACGCAUUGAGGGGCUGCAGGUGGCUGGUGGUGGUGGCGGCUGCUGCUUCCCCACCAACAGCACCCUUCAGCUACAGGCUGUGGUCAGGGAUGGUACCAACAUCUCCUAUGGCUGGACUGCCCAGCGGGACAGUGGCACAACCCUGGUUGGUAGCGGCAAAACCUUCUCACUCACUGUGCUUGAGGCUGGCACCUACCACGUCCAGCUGCGGGCCACAAACAUGCUGGGCAGUGCCUCGACCAACCGCACCGUAGAGUUUGUGGAGCCCGUAGGGUGGCUGUCUGUGGCUGCCUCCCCGAACCCGGCCCCUGUCAACGUGAGUGUCACCUUCUGCGCCGAACUGGCUGGUGGCAGUGAUGUCAUUUACUCCUGGUCCCUGGAGGAAGGACUGAGCUGGGAGACCCCAGAGCCAUCCACAACCCAUACCUUUCCCACUCCCGGCCUAUACCUGGUCACAGUCACGGCCAAGAACCAGCUGGGCUUGGCCAACACCACCAUUGAGUUGGCCGUGCAAGUGCCUGUGAGUGGCCUCAGCAUCAGGGCCAGUGAGCUGGAUGGAAGCUUUGUGAUGACUGGCUCCACUGUGCCCUUCUGGGGGCAGGUGGCUUCCGGCACCAAUGUCAGCUGGUGCUGGGCUGUUCCAGGUGGCAGCAGACACGGCCAGCACGUCACUGUGGCCUUCCCUGAUGCUGGCACCUUCUCUGUCCAGCUCAAUGCCUCCAACGCAGUCAGCUGGCUCAUCGCCACACACAGCCUCGUGGUGGAGGAGCCUGUCGUGGGCCUGGUGCUGUGGGCCAGCAGCAAGGUGGUGGAGCCUGGGCAGCUGGUCCACUUCCAGAUCCUGCUGGCCUCCGGUUCAGCCGUCAGCUUCCACUUGCAGGUCGCGGGGGCUGGCCUCGAGGCGCUCCCAGGGCCUCACUUUUCCCGCAGCUUCCCCCGGGUUGGGGACUACACAGUGAGCAUCCAGGCCGAGAACCAUGUGAGCCGGGCGCAGGCGCAGGCACGCAUCCUGGUGCUGGAGGCCGUGGGUGGGCUCCAGGUGCCCAACUGCUGUGAAGCAGGCAUCGCCACAGGCACUGAGAGGAACUUCACGGCCCGAGUGCAGCGGGGGUCUCGUGUUGCCUAUGCUUGGUACUUCUCCUUACAGAAGGUCCAGGGGGACUCGCUGGUCAUCCUGUCAGGCCGUGAGGUCACCUACACCCCUGUGGCCGCGGGGCUCCUGGAGAUCCACGUGCGUGCCUUUAAUGAGCUGGGCGGUGUGAACCAAACUCUGGUGGUUGAGGUCCAGGAUGUCAUCCAGUACGUGGCGCUGCGCAGCGGCCGCUGCUUCACCAACCGCUCUGCCCGGUUUGAGGCUGCCACCAGCCCCAGCCCCCGGCGCGUGGCCUACCACUGGGACUUCGGGGAUGGGGCCCCGGCAGAGGACACGGAGGAUCCCUGGGCUGAGCACUCCUACCUGCAGCCUGGGGACUACCACGUGGAGGUGAAUGCCUCCAACCUGGUGAGCUUCUUUGUGGCACAGGCCACAGUUACCGUCCAUGUGCUGGCCUGCAGGGAGCCCAAGGUGGACGUGGCCCUGCCCCCUCAGGUGCUGAUGCGGCGCUCCCAGCGCAACUACCUGGAGGCCCACAUUGACCUGCGCGGCUGUGUCAGCUACCAGACGGAGUACCGCUGGGAGGUGUACCGCGCCGCCAGCUGCCAGCGGCCUGGGCGCGCAGCCCGUGUGUCCCUGCCUGGCGUGGACGUGAGCCGGCCCCAGCUGGUGGUGCCUCGCCUGGUGCUGCCUGUGGGCCACUACUGCUUUGUGUUUGUGGUGUCGUUUGGGGACACACCCCUGUCGCAGAGCAUCCAGGCCAACGUGACAGUAGCCCCGGAGCGCCUGGUGCCCAUUGUUGAGGGAGGCUCCUACCGAGUGUGGUCAGACGUGCAGGACCUGGUGCUGGAUGGGAGCAAGUCCUAUGACCCCAACCUGGAGGAUGGCGACCAGACACCGCUCAGCUUCCACUGGGCCUGUGUGGCCUCAACGCAGAGCGAGACUGGUGGGUGUGUGCUGAACUUCGGGCCCCGCGGAAACAGCAUAGUCACCAUCCCUCGGGAGCGUCUGCAAGCCGGCGUGGAGUACACCUUCAAUCUGACUGUGUGGAAGGCUGGCCGGAAGGAGGAGGCCACCAACCAGACGGUGCUGAUCCGGAGUGGCCGGGUGCCCAUAGUGUCCUUGGAGUGCGUGUCCUGCAAGGCGCAGGGGGUGUAUGCAGUGAGCCGCAGCUCCUACGUUUACUUGGAGGGCCACUGUGACAACUGCAGUGAGGGCUCCAAGCGCGGGCUCUGGGCUGCUCGCACCUUCAGCAACAAGACGCUGGUGCUGGAUGAGACAACCACCUCCACAGGCAGCACGGGCAUGCGGCUGGUGGUACGGCGCGGUGUGCUGCGGGACGGUGAGGGCUACACGUUCACACUCACGGUGCUGGGCCGCUCUGGCGAGGAGGAGGGCUGCGCUUCCAUCCGCCUCUCCCCCAACCGUCCUCCGCUGGGGGGUUCCUGCCACCUCUUCCCACUGGAUGCCGUGCAUGCUCUCACCACCAAGGUGCACUUCGAGUGCACAGGCUGGCGGGAUGCAGAGGAUGCGGGUGCCCCCCUCGUGUACGCCCUGCUGCUGCAGCGCUGCCGCCAGGGCCACUGUGAGGAGUUCUGUGUGUACAAGGGCAGUCUCUCCACCUAUGGGGCUGUGCUGCCACCCGGUUUCGCACCCCACUUUGAGGUGGGCCUGGCUGUGGUGGUGCAGGACCAGCUGGGUGCUGCUGUGGUCGCCCUCAACAGGUCUCUGGCCAUCACCCUGCCAGAGCCCCCAGGUGACCCCCUGGGCGGCCCCCCAGAGCUCACCCCCUGGCUGCACAGCCUCACGGAGAGUAUGCUGCCCAGGCUGCUGAGACAGGCUGACCCCCAGCAUGUCAUCGAAUACUCACUGGCCCUUAUCACUGUGCUCAACGAGCUGCCUUGUGCCCACCACCCACAGUACGAGCAGACCCUGGCCACGGUGGCAGAGCCAGACUUAAGGUGGCAGCUGCAAGCCGAGAUACGCAAGAAUAUCACAGAGACCCUGGUCUCCCUGCGGGUCAACACCGUGGACGACAUCCAGCAGAUCGCAGCCGUGCUGGCCCAGUGCAUGGUGGCCAGCAGGGAGCCUGUGUGCCGCCCAUGCCUACAGAAGACACUGCACAAGCUGGAGGCCAUGAUGCGCGUCCUGCAGGCCGAGACCACCGCGGGCACUGGGACACCCACCGCCAUUGCCGACAGCAUCCUCAACAUCACAGGCGACCUCAUCCACCUGUCCAACUCAAACGUGCAGGACCUGCAGCCCUCAGAGCUGGGGGCUGAGCCGCCUGCACUGAGGGUGGCAUCCAGGGCCUAUAACCUGUCGUCAGCCCUCAUGUGCAUCCUCAUGCGCUCCCGAGUGCUCAAUGAGGAGCCCCUGACCCUGGUGGGCGAGGAGAUUGUGGCACAGGGCAAGCGCUCAGACCCACUGAGCCUGCUGUGCCAGGGCAAUGCCUCGGGCCCCGGCUGCCACUUCUCCAUCCCUGCCGCCUUCAGUGGGGCUCUGUCCAACCUCAGCGACGUGGUGCAGCUCAUCUUCCUUGUUGACUCCAACCCCUUUCCCUUUGGCUACAUAAGCAACUACACCGUCUCCACCAAGGUGGCAUCUAUGGCCUUCCAGACGCAGGCUGGCACCCAGAUCCCCAUUGGGCAGCUGGCCUCGGAGCGUGCCAUCACCGUGAAGGUGCCCAACAGCCCUGACCAGGCUGCCCGGGUCCACCGCAUCCCUGCUGGUUCCGCCGUCGUCCCGCCCCGGGCCUCGGUCAGUGCAGUGGUCACCCCCAACCACAGCAAACCUGAGGCCGGGCUACACCUACAGCUCACCUACACGGUGCUGAACGAGCACUACCUGUCUGAGGAGCCUGAGCCCUACCUGGCUGUCUACCUGCACUCGGCGCCCUGGCCCAAUGAGCACAACUGCUCGGCCAGCAGGAAGAUCAGCCUGGAGGCGCUGGUGGGCAAGGACCACAGGCCCUACACCUUUUUCAUCGCUCCUGGGACCCGAGACCUGGGCGGGAGUUACUACCUGAACCUGACCAGCCACUUCCGCUGGUCUGCGCUGGAAGUGUCUGUGGGCCUCUACACGUCCCUGUGCCAGUACUUCAGUGAGAAGGAGAUGAUGUGGCGGACGGAGGGGCUGGUGCCCCUGGAGGAGACCUCGCCCAGCCAGGCUGUCUGCCUCACCCGCCACCUCACGGCCUUCGGAGCCAGCCUCUUCGUGCCCCCCAGCCACGUCCACUUCAUCUUCCCUGAGCCGGCCUUGGACGUGAACUACGUCGUCCUGCUGACGUGUGCCAUGUGCCUGGUGACCUACGUGGUGACGGCUGUGAUCCUCCGUAAGCUGGACCAGCUCGACGUUAGCCGGGUCCGCGUCAUCCCUUUCUGUGGGAAGGGGGGCCGCUUCAAGUACGAGAUCCUGGUCAAGACUGGCUGGGGCCGAGGCUCAGGCACCACGGCACAUGUGGGCAUCAUGCUGUAUGGGGCGGACAGCCGGAGUGGCCACCGGCACCUGGAUGGGGACAGAGCCUUUCACCGCAAUAGUUUGGACAUCUUCCAGAUUGCCACCCCGCACAGCCUGGGCAGUGUGUGGAAGAUCCGAGUGUGGCACGACAACAAAGGGCUCAGUCCCGCCUGGUUCCUGCAGCACGUCAUCGUCAGGGAUCUGCAGACUGCCCGCAGCACUUUCUUCUUGGUCAACGACUGGCUGUCAGUGGAGACUGAGGCUAAUGGGGGCCUGGUGGAGAAGGAGGUGCUGGCAGCGAGUGACGCAGCCCUUCGGCGGUUCCAGCGCCUCCUGGUGGCUGAGCUCCAGCGUGGCUUUUUUGACAAGCACAUCUGGCUCUCCAUAUGGGACCGGCCGCCACGAAGCCGCUUCACUCGCGUCCAGCGGGCCACCUGCUGUGUUCUCCUCAUCUGCCUGUUCCUGGGUGCCAAUGCGGUGUGGUAUGGGGUCGUGGGAGACACUGCCUACAGCUCGGGGCCUGUGUCCAGUCUGAUUCCGCUGAGUGUUGACACGAUCGCCGUUGGCCUAGUGUCCAGUGUGGUUGUCUACCCCAUCUACCUGGUUAUCCUGUUCCUCUUCCGGAUGUCCCGGAGCAAGGUGGCUGGGGCCCCAAACCCCACACCCACAGGGCAGCAGGUCCUGGACAUGGACAGCUACCUGGACUCCUCUGUGCUGGACAGCUCCUUCCUCACCUUCCCUGGGCUCCGUGCUGAGGCCUUUGCUGGACAAAUGAAAAGUGACUUAUUUCUGGACGAUUCCAAAAGCCUAGUGUGCUGGCCAUCCAGCGAAGGCACGCUCAGUUGGCCAGACUUGCUGAGUGACCCGUCCAUCAUGGGCAGCACCCUGCAGCGGCUGGCACGGGGUCGGAUGGGCCACAUUCUGGGCCCUGAGGAGGACAGUCUCUCCCUGGUCAGCCCCUCCUCACCUGCCAAAUACUUCUCAGCUUCAGAUGAAGACCUGAUCCGGCAGAUCCUGGCUGAAGGGGUCAGCAGCCUGGCCCCCACCCAGGACACUCAAGUAGAAACGGAUCUACUCACCGGCCUGUCCAGCGCUCCUGGGGAGAAGAUGGAGAUGCUGAUGCUGCGGAGACGGGGGGAGAGCGGCCUCCCCAGCCCAGGCCCGAUGUGGGAGCAGCCCCCGUCAGCAAAGCUCGCCAGGACAGGGCUGGUGGAGGGCCUGCGGAAGCGACUGCUGCCGGCCUGGUGUGCACCCCUGGCCCAUGGGCUCAGCCUGCUGCUGGUGGCUGUGGCCGUGGGAGUCUCGGGGUGGGUCGGUGCCAGCUUCCCCCCUGGCGUGAGUGUCAUGUGGCUCCUCUCAAGCAGCUCCAGCUUCCUGGCCUCGUUCCUCGGCUGGGAGCCGCUCAAGGUUCUGCUGGAAGCCCUGUACUUCUCCCUGGUGGCCAAGCGGCUGCACCCUGAUGAGGAUGACACCCUGGUGGAGAGCCCGGCGGUGACACCUGUGAGCGAGCGUGUGCCCCGUGUGCGGCCCCCACACGGCUUUGCGCUCUUUCUGGCAAAGGAGGAAGCCCGAAAAGUCAAGAGGCUACACAAAAUGCUGCGGAGCCUCCUGGUGUACAUGCUCUUCCUGCUGGUGACACUGCUGGCCAACUAUGGGGACGCCUCGUGCCACAGCCACGCCUACCGCCUGCAAAGUGCCAUCAGGCAGGAGCUAGAUAGCCAGGCCUUCCUGGCCAUCACCCGGUCUGAUGAGUUCUGGCCGUGGAUGUCCCAUGUGCUGCUCCCCUACGUCCAUGGGAACCAGUCCAGCCCAGAGCUGGGGCCCCCACGGUUGCGGCAGGUGCGGCUGAAGGAAGCUCUCUGCCCAGACCGGCCAGACUCAGGGGCGCACACGUGCUCAGCAGCUUCAGGUGGCUUCAGCACCAGCGACUAUGGCGUUGGCUGGGGGAGUGCUGCCCAUAACGGCUCUGAGAUGUGGGCCUACUCUGCGCCAGACGCGCUGGGCGUCUGGUACUGGGGCUACUGCUCUGUGUACGACAGCGGGGGCUACGUGCAGGAGCUGGGGCUGAGCCUGGAGGAGAGCCGCGAGCAGCUGGGCUUUCUGCAGCUGCACAACUGGAUCGACAAUAGGAGCCGCGCAGUGUUCGUGGAGCUCACACGCUACAGCCCGGCCGUGGGACUGCACGCCGCCGUCACACUGCGCCUCGAGUUCCCCGUGGCGGGACACGCUGUGGCCUCCCUCAGCGUCCGUCCGUUUGCGCUGCGGCGCCUGAGCUCAGGCCUCUCAUUGCCUCUGCUCACCACGGUGAGCCUGUUGCUGUUCGCACUGUACUUCUCGGUGGCGGAGGCACGUGCCUGGCGCAGGGAGGGGCGUGUGCGCUUGGCGCGGCCGGGGGCCUGGGCGCGGUGGCUGCUGGUGGCACUGACGGCUGCCGCCGCCCUCCUGCGCCUGGCCCAGCUGGGCGCUGCCGACCGCCAGUGGACGCGCUUCGUGCGCCGCCGCCCGCGCCGCUUCACCAGCUUUGAGCAGGUGGCGCAGCUGAGCGCUGCGGCCCGUGGUCUGGCCGCCUCGCUGCUUUUCCUGCUCUUGGUCAAGGCCACCCAGCAGCUGCGCUUCGUGCGUCAGUGGUCGGUUUUCGGCAAGACGCUGUGCCGGGCCCUGCCGGAGCUCCUGGGGGCAGCCUUAGGCCUGGUGACGCUCGCGGUGGCCUAUGCUCAGCUGGCUGUUCUGCUGGUAUCCUCUUGCGUGGACUCACUGAAGAGUGCGGCCCAGGCCCUCUUGGUGGUGUGCCCCAGGGCUGGUUGGCCAGCCCUGUGCCCUGAGUCCUGGCGCCUGUCCCCUGUGCUGUGCACGGGGCUCUGGGCCCUGCGACUGUGGGGUGCUCUGAGGCUGGGGGCAGUCCUUCUCCGGUGGCGGUACCAUACUCUUCGUGGGGAGCUCUACCGCCCGGCUUGGGAGCCACAGGACUACGAGAUGGUAGAAUUGUUGCUGCGCCGACUGCGCCUCUGGAUGGGCUUCAGCAAGGUCAAGGAGUUCCGCCACAAAGUCCGCUUCGAAGGGAUGGAGCCACUGCCCUCCCGCUCAUCCAGGGGCUCCAAGUCGUCCCCAGAUGUGCCCCCGCCUACCGGGGACUCCGAUGCCUCCCGUCUCUCAACCUCUUCUAGCCAGCUGGACGGGCUGGGUGUGGGCCUAGGCAGGCCAGGGCCACGGGUGGAACCCGAGCCCUCCCGCCUCCAAGCCGUGUUCGAGGCCCUACUUGCCCAGUUUGACCGACUCAACCAGGCCACGGAGGACGUCUACCAGCUGGAGCGAAGGCUGCAGAGCCUGCACGGCCGAAGAACCAGCGGGUCCCCAGCCUUACCGCCCCCUGGCUCCUCCACAGGCCUGCAGUCAGCCUUGCCCAGCCGCCUUGCCCGGGCCAGUAGAGGCAUCGGCCUGACUACAAGCCCCAGCAGGGCCUCUUUCCGGGCCAAGAACAAGGUCCACCCCAGCAGCACUUAGUCCCCAGGGACCUGAGCUCACGCCUUUUCCCCGGGGUGGCCUGUGGCUUCACUCCAGCCCCUUGGGCCCAGGAGAUAAUGCUCAGUAUUACUUUCUGCCACCCUCAAGGUCUAGGGCCAGGCAGAACAGCUGCAUGCAGCUCCCCCAGAGAGCGGGCAGCACUUGUCUCUCUGUGGGCUUCAGCACUUUAAAGAGGCCAAGUGGCCAGUCAGGACCCAGGGUCCCCUCUCCAGCCCCCUGUGGGAGGACACAGCAGUAUUGGACCGAGUGCCCGGCCUUUGAGAUACUAAUUUAUUUCCCAAGUCCUCAGGUACAGCGGGCUGUGCCCGGCCCCACCUCCUGGGCAGACAUUUCCCCCUUGCUAAGGAUCCAGGCUGCGGGGAGGGAACCUGCACCCCUUAUCCUCCCCCUAAAUUAUUACCUCUCCUGUCCCCUGCUGAGUGCACUUACUUCCAGCUGCCAUCUAUGUGUCUAUUGUCAGUAAUUUAUAUGGGGUUAAAAAUGUAUAUAUUUUUGUACGUCGCUAUUUUUCACUAGGGCCAAGGGGCCUGGUGGCUGCAAUGGCCUGGUGCCCACUGUUGCCUGCAUGGAGGGGGAGCUGGGACUGCAGAGCUGGCCUCCUUCCCUUAGACAUGUGCCCACAUGGCCAGAGCCAAGAAAGUGACAGCUGCUGCUUGUUUCUGAGUCUGGCCUUGGGCAGGUGCUGGGGCUUUUGUUUGAGGGCAUGGCUACUCCCUAGGCAGUUCUUAUCACCACCAUGGCCUUGCUACCCUGCCCAAGGCCAGGCAGUGAGAGGCAGGGCCCAGGCCUGCUGGUGUCGGGUCUGAAUCAGGAACAGCACUACUGUGGGGGAAGACCCCUCCCUGGGGCUGGCUCCCGGGGCUGGGGAAGGGGAGUGUGCAAACACUUGUGUGAGGCUUUCCUGAAGGGGGGAGGCCUUGAAAACAACCUGAUGGGCCCCCUUAACUCUGUGGGCAUGGCCAAAGCUUCAGCCUUGAUCCUGCCCCUCUUCUCCUCCCCCCAACAGACAAAGUCAAAUAAACGAGUUGGCUGACUGCUA
This is a messenger RNA of Myotis lucifugus (little brown bat), 13852 nucleotides long. It is a transcript of the gene PKD1, whose product is annotated as polycystin 1, transient receptor potential channel interacting. The coding region runs from base 1 to 12792 and encodes 4263 amino acids. Gene Ontology annotation, biological process: kidney development. The record is from RefSeq and is a predicted model, not a curated record. Gene Ontology annotation, cellular component: membrane. Gene Ontology annotation, molecular function: protein binding. The transcript has 46 exons. NCBI's taxonomy places the organism in Eukaryota, Metazoa, Chordata, Mammalia, Chiroptera, Vespertilionidae.